AUGAGAAUGAUGGGUGAGGAGCUCGGCUACCGACGGGAGUUGGUCCUGUUCUCUGUGACGACGGACGACAGUGUCAUGAACCCAGCUUUCUCCCGCUUCAAUGCGCGGAGGAACCUGCUCUACACCUGCACUGAGUCGGUUGCAGAGAAUGGAGAGAUUGUGACGUAUUCUGUUGAUGCUGGCACGGGCAAGCUGUCCAAAGUGGGAAGCCAAGAUGCCGGAGGCACCUCGACAUGCUACUUGACGCUGGACAAGGGCUGCCAAAAUUUGCUCGUUGUCAACUACUGGAACGCCACGAUCGGAGUUUUUGGUCUCGACAAGGACUCAGGUUUGGUGGGCGAAGCCAGAAGCAUCUAUGACCCCAAUGAGGGCAGGGGCAUGAAGGUGAGCCACACCAAGCACGUGAACCACUCCGAAAACGACCCGAAUGCUCAGAAGGAGAGGCAGAGUGACCCGCACUCGCACGCCGUGAUCUUGGACCCGUUCUUCGGCCAGAUCGCCUACGUGCCUGACUUGGGUAUGGAUCUCAUCCGCCAGUUCAGGUUCAACCCCCAAUCCGGCAAGCUGGAGGCCGCCGGCUUUUGCAGGUCUGGUCCCGAAAGCAAAAGCGCCCUCGGGCCGCGAUAUAUCGAGUUCCAUCCAACGCUUCCCUACGCCUAUGUCGUCAACGAGCUGUCGUCUGAGGUUUCUGUUUUUGCCUUCGACCGCGACGCUGCGGAGGAUCUCUUGAGCAGCUCGGAUGUGUCCCGCUCGGCACCGACUCUUCGUUUGGUGCAGACUGUGAGAACCAUCCCAGAUGCCUGGCCGAGUGACAUGAACACCUGUGGCAGAAUAGCUGUGCACACCUCCGGCCACUUUGUGCUCGUCUCCAACAGAGGGCACAACAGCAUCACGGUCUUCCGGGUGGCCCAUGAGCUGGGUCUUCAGGGGCAGCUGUCCCUGGCGCACCUUCAGCACACCCGGGGUGCUACCCCUCGCCACUUCCAAUUCGAUAGCUCAGGCCAGUGGCUGAUCUCAGCGAACCAAGACUCGGACAAGAUUUCAGUCUUCCGAUUCAACAUCGCUACGGGCACCAUGGAGUGGACGGGCAACGAGUACCACGUGCCCUCGCCCAACUUCGUCUGCUGUCUGAGGCCGCAGAUGAUGAAAGCCCCUGCACGUGGCCAUCCAGCGAAGCUUGCUAAUGGUGAACGAAACGUGGCAGCGAUGUCCAAACUAUGA
Symbiodinium natans is the source of this 1221-nucleotide messenger RNA. NCBI's taxonomy places the organism in Eukaryota, Dinophyceae, Suessiales, Symbiodiniaceae. The record is from the annotation of a GenBank genome assembly.